AGGUUUAUCAAGAAAAAUAUCUUCAAUUCUUCUGAAAGCAUUGAACUCAACCCUGGCAGAUAAGAACGCAGUCAGCACAUCAUGGCGUCUGGAAAGACACCUGCAGAAAACAUGCUAUGGGGUGGACGCUUCACAGGCGGCCUCGAUUCCCUCAUGCACAAAUACAAUGCGAGUAUUGGGUACGACAAGCUCCUGUAUAAGGAAGAUAUCCUCGGCAGUAUUGCGUUUGCGCGCGCAAACGCUAAAUCUGGCAUCAUAUCCAACAACGAGUUCACUGAAAUCGAGAGAGGUCUUCGGGAGGUUCAGAAGGAGUGGGAGGCAGAUACCUUCGUCAUCAUGCCUAAUGAUGAAGAUAUUCAUACUGCCAAUGAGCGCCGGCUCAGUGAGAUUAUUGGCAAGGACAUCGCCGGCAAACUACACACGGGUCGCAGUCGCAAUGAGCAGGUUGUCUGUGAUAUGCGUCUGUGGCUUCGCAACCAGAUCCAGCAGAUUGAGAGCCACCUAAUUGCCUUCAUUGAGGUUAUUGCCGGCCGCGCUGAAGCCGAGUGCGGCAUUAUCAUGCCUGGAUAUACCCAUCUCCAGCGUGCCAUGCCGGUUCUGUGGUCGCAGCAUUUGUUAUCAUAUGGCUUUUACUUUGCGAGCGAUCUUGAGCGGCUGCGCGAGACUUCAAAGCGGGUAAAUAGGAGCCCACUUGGUUGUGGUGCCCUCGCUGGCAAUGGCUUCAAUAUCGAUCGCGAUAUGAUGGCUGAGGAGUUAGGCUUUACAGGCCUUCUCUGGAACUCCAUGAAUGCUGUUGGUGACAGAGAUUUUGUCACUGAGUUUCUACAAUGGGGUAGCAUGCUCAUGCAACAUAUUUCUCGAUGGGCCGAGGAUCUUAUUCUCUAUUCCUCUACAGAGUUCGGCUUUAUUGCUCUUGCUGAUGCUUAUUGUACUGGAAGUUCUUUAAUGCCGCACAAGAAGAACCCAGAUGGCCUAGAAAUCUUGCGAGGAAAAGCUGGUCGAGCAUUUGGCCAUAUGGCUGGCCUCAUGAUGACUCAGAAGGGCCUACCUAGCACAUACCAAAAGGACUUGCAGGAAAGUUGGGAACCUAUGUUGGAUCAUGUGAAGACCAUCUCUGAUAGCCUUCAGAUCGCAAACGGUAUCCUCAAUACCCUUACUGUUAAGCCAGAGCGGAUGAGGGCUGCCCUCGAUCCAUUCAUGCUGGCUACUGAUCUUGCUGAUUAUCUCGUACGAAAGGGUGUACCCUUUCGUGAGACGCACCAUAUCUCUGGGCGAUGUGUCGCUAAGAGCGAGGAGCUAGGUAUCCCGAUGAACGAGCUCUCACUGGAGCAACUCCAGGCUAUUGAUAGCCGGUUUGGGGAGGAUGUUUCACACACGUUUGACUAUGAGAGAAGCGUCGAGUUGAGAUCAGUCAAGGGUGGUACUAGUCGGGCACGCGUCCUGGAGCAGGUCAAGGUUCUUAAGGCUAUGCUAGCUUAGAGAGGCAGUAGGAGAGCUUGAGCAGAGUCUUGUUGUUCAUCAGGAGUGAAGGCGACAUAUCGGGAAUGUGGACUUGUUGCGAUUUCACACUUCUAAGGCUUAAACUUGUCUGCCAUCCAGUAGCGGUUGUGCGAUCAGAUAAUUUACGGCGCUUGCGUCGUGGUGGCCGGGUAUCCUACUCGCUGUCGUUGUCCCGGUAUGAACUGAGAACCUCUUCCUCGACAUCCACAACUCGCCAGCGGAGACUUACAUCGCGUCGAGAGUUCGUUUUACGGCUUUUGCGAAGAGGCUGGUGAAUGUCAUUGUCUUCGUCUGAUCGCAAAAUUUCCGUUUUGUUAGGAUU
Messenger RNA from Xylaria bambusicola, 1822 nucleotides. Its product is annotated as argininosuccinate lyase. Bases 82 to 1479 code for a protein of 465 amino acids. Gene Ontology annotation, cellular component: cytosol. The record is from RefSeq and is a predicted model, not a curated record. NCBI's taxonomy places the organism in Eukaryota, Fungi, Ascomycota, Sordariomycetes, Xylariales, Xylariaceae. Gene Ontology annotation, molecular function: argininosuccinate lyase activity. The transcript has 3 exons.